Bactrocera tryoni is the source of this 1493-nucleotide messenger RNA. Its product is annotated as facilitated trehalose transporter Tret1-like. The transcript has a single exon. Gene Ontology annotation, molecular function: sugar transmembrane transporter activity. The record is from RefSeq and is a predicted model, not a curated record. Gene Ontology annotation, cellular component: membrane. Gene Ontology annotation, biological process: carbohydrate transport; transmembrane transport. NCBI's taxonomy places the organism in Eukaryota, Metazoa, Arthropoda, Insecta, Diptera, Tephritidae. The coding region runs from base 49 to 1410 and encodes 453 amino acids.
AUAAUUGACUACGAAAACCUAUAUAUUUUGUUAUAAAUACGGGAAAGAAUGGCCAAAGUUUAUCGCCAAUACUUUGCCGGCUUGGCAUCGGCUGGUGGUGCACUUGCAUGUGGUGCGACAAUAGGUUGGUCCUCGCCGGUGCAAGACGAAUUUACCAGUGAGAAUGAUUACGGCAUAACCUUUUCCACCAAGGAAUACGCCUGGACUGGCUCCCUAAUGACUUUGGGUGCAGCUUUUGUCUGCUUCCCCGUUGGUGUGCUCAUAACGACCAUCGGACCGAAAUGGACUAUGAUGCUUAUGGUUAUACUGUUCGAGAUCGGCUGGGCGCUGUUGAUAUUUGCGCAAAAUCAAAUGAUGAUAUACGCAGCACGCUUUUUGACCGGCAUGGCGGGCGGUUCCUUCUGCGUUUGUGCACCCAUGUAUUGUACGGCGAUUUCACAGAAGGAGGUACGCGGCAUUAUCGGCAGCUUCUUCCAGCUGCUCAUCACCAAUGGUGUUUUGUUUGCAUUCGUCUUUGGUGGCUUCACAAAAGCCUUCACGUUUAGUAUCAUUUGUAGCAUACCGCCACUCGUUUUCGCUGUCAUAUUUAUAUUUUGUCCAGAUUCACCGAUUUUCUUAAUAAAGAAAGAUCGUAUGGAAGCAGCACAGAAAUCAAUGGAAUGGUUGCGUGGCAAAGACUACGACUUCAGCGCCGAGUUUAACGAAAUGAAGGCCGACAAUGCUAAACUCAAAGAGAAUUCCGAGAAUUUGGGUAAGGCAUUAUGCCGCAAAGUCACGCUCAAAGCUUUAGGCCUAUCCAUAUCACUGAUGAUACUACAACAGUUUUCCGGUAUCAAUGCGGUAAUCUUCUAUUCUUCAAGCAUUUUCAAGUCUACGGCCGGCGGUUUGGAGCCACGUUAUAGCACAAUGAUUAUAGGCGUGAUGUUGGUGGCAGCCACAGUUGUUUCGCUGUUCAUUAUCGACAGAUAUGGUCGCAUACCGCUCUUAUUACUAUCAUCCGUUUUUCAAGUGAUCUCCAUCGCCGGCUUAUCGAUAUACUUCUUUAUGAAAGAGAAGGAUGAAAAGUCUGUGGAAGACUUGGGUUGGUUGCCACUGCUCAGCAUUUGCAUAUAUAUCUUAAUGUUUUCCGUCGGCUUCGGUCCGGUACCAUGGGUGUUCAUGGCUGAGGUCUUUACCGAGGAUGUCAAGGGUAUUGCCGGUUCGAUAUCGGCCACCACUAAUUGGCUGUGCGCUUUUAUUGUCACUCAAGUGUUCCCAAUUCUAAAUGAGUCUAUUGGUGGCGGUGCGUGCUUUGCGAUUUUCGCUAUUAUUUCGGCUGUGGGCGGUGUUUAUAUUUACUUCUGCGUACUGGAGACGAAGGGAAAAACUUUUGCCGAAAUUCAAGCCGAAUUGGAAGGAAAGAAGGAUUAAGAGGCAAAAGCAGAGGAUAGAAUUUGAGUAAUAUAAAAAAAUAUUAUUUUUCGCCAUGUGAAUACCUUGGCAUAAUUUGUAAA